AUGGUAGCAUCCGACAACGCUAGAGAAGACAUCGCAAGCAGCCCAAACAUGGCUACCGACCCGAACACUGAACCGCGGCAAAAUGCCGGGCCUGACAAGGUUGAGCGCGUCAUGUCCGCCGACGAGGUCGAGUUCGCCAAGGACCAUCAGAACUUCUCCAAGGUCGACAAGGAGCUCGCUCAGUAUGUCUCAGACGUUCGCAUCGACAUCUCACCGGAGAAGAACGCCCAACUACUCAGGAUGAUCGACAAGCGGGUUCUCUCGGUCAUGGUUGCGACUUAUUUCCUCCAGGCCAUUGACAAAGGCACCCUGAGUUUCGCUUCCAUCAUGGGCAUCCGCGAAGACACCAACUUGACCGGCCAGGAUUACUCAUGGCUGACCACUUGCAUUUACAUCACGAUCCUGAUCGUCGAGUACCCUCAGAACUGGACCAUCGCUCGGGUUCCCAUCGCCAAGUACCUCAGCUUCAGUAUUGUAGCCUGGGGUGUAGUGCUCGCCUGCACAGCGGCUUGUCACAACUUCACUGGCCUUGUCAUUGUCCGCACACUGCUCGGUCUGUUCGAGUCCGCCUGCCAGCCCGCCUUUGUCGUGCUGUCUUCUAUAUGGUACCGAAGAGAGGAGCAAGCUGCCCGCGUUACCUAUUGGUACAUGAUGAACGGAGCGCAGCAGAUUGUUGGCGGUCUCCUCGCCUAUUGCUUCUCCCUCAUAACUUCCGGCCCCCUCAAGUCGUGGCAGUGGCUGUUCAUGAUCUAUGGCAUCAUCUCCGUCAUCUUCGGCAUCUUUGUUGGAUGGUAUAUGCCUGACAGCCCUAUGCGCGCCAAAUGCUUCUCAGAAGAAGACAAGCAUCUCCUUGUCGAGCGCGUGAGGGACAACCAGACUGGUGUUCAGAACCGCGUCUUCAAGAUGGACCAACUCUUGGAAGCCUUGACUGACCCACAAGUCUGGGGGUACUCGGCUAUCGCCCUCACCACCACACUGCCCACCUCUGGCCUCGGCGCAUUCCAGGGCAUCAUCAUCAAGAGCUUUGGCUUCUCCACGCUGCAGACUCAACUCCUGGCCAUGGUGUUGGGCUUCUACAUUAUAAUCAUCCUACUUGGGUCACUGUGGAUCGUCAAGAAGACCGGGCAGAACUUGCUUGUCAUGUUGGGAUUCGUUCUACCAUGCUUCGCAGGCACCAUAUGCUUGAUGAUCGUCCCCCUGGAAACCUUCUCCCAGCACGUUGGGCUGCUGAUCUGCUACUACAUCACGUUCUCUUUCUGGAGUGCCCAAACAUUGUCACUGUCGAUGAUUUCUCGGAACGUAGCCGGGCAGACCAAGAAGUCGGUUGCAAUUGCCCUCAAUUUUAUCAUUUGGGCUACUGGAAAUGCCAUCGGUCCUCAAGUCUUUUUGGCUUGGGACGGCCCUCGCUACUUUAUUGCCUUUGCCACUCAUCUCGGUUGCUACGGUCUGCUAGUUGUUGACAUCAUCCUUUUGCGUUGGUACCUGACCGCGCAGAACAAGAAGCGUGACCGGCUGGCCGCCGAGGGUGUUCAGGAGGCACACGAUGAGGCAUUUGUGCAUGCCUUCGAGGACAUAACGGACAAGAAGAACCCCAACUUUAGAUACGUCUACUAG
Diaporthe citri is the source of this 1614-nucleotide messenger RNA. RefSeq lists its product as uncharacterized. Lineage: Eukaryota; Fungi; Ascomycota; Sordariomycetes; Diaporthales; Diaporthaceae. Gene Ontology annotation, cellular component: membrane. The transcript is spliced from 3 exons. The record is from RefSeq and is a predicted model, not a curated record. Gene Ontology annotation, biological process: transmembrane transport. Gene Ontology annotation, molecular function: transmembrane transporter activity. The coding region runs from base 1 to 1614 and encodes 537 amino acids.